This is a messenger RNA of Cucurbita maxima (winter squash), 1226 nucleotides long. Its product is annotated as probable prolyl 4-hydroxylase 7. The record is from RefSeq and is a predicted model, not a curated record. NCBI's taxonomy places the organism in Eukaryota, Viridiplantae, Streptophyta, Magnoliopsida, Cucurbitales, Cucurbitaceae. Gene Ontology annotation, cellular component: endoplasmic reticulum. The coding region runs from base 204 to 1139 and encodes 311 amino acids. Gene Ontology annotation, molecular function: procollagen-proline 4-dioxygenase activity; iron ion binding; L-ascorbic acid binding. The transcript has 7 exons. Gene Ontology annotation, biological process: peptidyl-proline hydroxylation to 4-hydroxy-L-proline.
AAAUCCUCCAUUUCUACAAUAUUCAAAAUCGUUCCUAUAUUUGCAGUUUGAUUGGUACAAUUUCCAAGUUUGAAACGGUUCUGAAAAACAGCCCACCGAUUCUCAUCCUCAUUCAUGGUCUUCACGGUUGAAAUUGCGUAAUAAAUUUCAAAUCCGUUUCUCCGACACCAACCAAAGAAGUGUUCAGUGCUUGAAUUUGGGUGAUGGAUUCCCGUUGGUUCCUCACAUUUUCCCUUUGCUUUCUGUUCGUCUUCACUGCCUUCGCUCGCUUGCCCCAAUCGCUUACGCACAACGAACUAGGCGGAUCUGCACUUCGGUUGAAGGGGAAUUCAUCUCCGCUGAUUUUCGAUCCAACUCGAGUCACUCAGCUCUCCUGGCAACCUAGGGCAUUGUUAUACAAGGGAUUUCUAUCUGAUAAGGAAUGCGAUCACCUAAUCAAUCUGUCAAAGGGAAGGUUAGAGAGGUCGAUGGUAGCAGAUAAUAAGUCCGGUAAGAGAAUUAGUAGUAAAGUCCGGACCAGCUCCGGCACGUUCGUGCUGAAGGGACAGGAUGAAAUAAUUGCUGCCAUUGAAGCCAGAAUUGCGGCAUGGACAUUCCUUCCAAUAGAAAAUGGAGAGCCCAUUCAAAUUCUGCACUAUGAGAAUGGUGAGAAGUAUGAACCGCAUUUUGAUUUUUUUGUGGACGAGGUGAAUAAGGAGUUGGGCGGCCACCGAGUAGCCACAGUUUUGAUGUAUUUAUCCAAUGUUGAGAAGGGUGGAGAGACCGUCUUUCCACAUUCAGAGUUUAAAGAGUCUCAAGAAAAGGAUGAUAGCUGGUCUGAUUGUGCUCGAAUGGGUUAUGCAGUUAAACCGGAGAAGGGUGAUGCAUUGCUGUUCUUCAGCCUCAAUGUGGAUGGAACCACAAAUCCGAGAAGCAUGCACGGUAGCUGCCCUGUGAUUGAGGGUGAGAAAUGGAGUGCAACCAAAUGGAUUCACGUCAGAUCCUUCGAUAACCCAAUUCUCCCAAACAAGGGCUGCAUGGACUUCAACCAAAAUUGCCCUUUGUGGGCCGAAAACGGUGAGUGCAAAAACAACCCCAGGUACAUGCUGGGCUCUGAAACUUCUUCAGGAUACUGUAGGAAGAGUUGCCAAGCCUGCUAAACUACAAACUACAACAACCCAGUCUCCUUUCUGUGAUGGUUAUCAUGUAUAUAACAUUGGGCACUAACUAGAUAUACCUUUGCUUCU